GCAGUCUAACAAAAUGGCAGCCUCCAUGAGAGUGUUUGCUGCAAGUUUAGUUCCACGAAUCCACUUGAAUCUGUUGUCACCAGCUUCCACUCCAUGUCGCACCAGAUGUAUAAAUCAGAAGAACAUUCACAAAGCUGUAGCUCCUGCUUUGGGUUCAUCACCACAGACCACACCCAUUAGAUGUGUCACCUCUGCACCCUUGACAGGCCUUACCUCUGCACCCCUCCACCAGCCCGCUGCCCUUCAGCAGGGUCCUUGCAGAGGUGAUGAGCUCUCCAGGAUAUGCUCCAGACUGACUGGUCUAAGUCUCAAAGCCCCAGGUCCAGGUCCCAUUGGAGGUCAGAUCCAGACAAGAUCCUUCUCGAGUUUGAUUUGUAGCAGGUACACUGGAGGAUUCAGCAACAAAGAAAUCAGUACAAACCAGAUGAUGGUCACGUCUCCAGUGUUAGCCCAUCAGCCCCACAGGACAGUGGUACGAUACAGUAUCAGCAAAGGCAAGAAGAAGACUGUUCACGCAGUGAUUGACAGAUUCUACAGACUUGACUGUGGUCUGUGGGUGAGACCGCAAUCGGGAAGGGCCAAGAAACUGUGGAAGAAAACACCAAGACGCAGGUACCGACUGAAGCAACACGUCUUCUGCAACAAGACCCAGUCUAAGAUGCUGGACAGGAUGACCUCUGGCUUCUGGAAGAAGAGGCGUCAUUACCUUGAUGACCCCUUUGAACAGUAUCAUGAGCGGCACUUCGAUGUCAUCCUACCUGGCAGUAAUGUUAAAGGACAAUAGAGACUUAAUGGAAAUCAUUUAUCAGGCGGAUGGAUAGGGGAAAGAAGAUCUGGUACCAUUACCUCAAUAAAUCUUUCGAACAGUGCCAUCAGAGGCACUUCGAUGUCAUCCCUCCAGGCAGCAAUGCUAAAGGACAAAAGAGACUUACCAGAAAUCAUUUUUAAGGCAAAUGGAUAGUAGAAAGAAGAUCUGGCACCAUUACCUUGAUAAAACCUUUUUAACAGUAUCGACAGAGGCACUUCGAUGUCAGUAAGCCUCAGGGCGGUAGAGACUUAAUCAACAAAAAUGAUUCAUAUUAGGAGAAUGGAUACUGGAAAGAAGUUUCUGGAGUUACGAUUGAUCUGAAUCAAUCGCAAGACCCCCAAUCAAUCGCAAGUUUGCAGUCUCCUAUCUCUUAUGUACAUAGUUGCGAUUGAUAUCAACUCUAUGUAAGACAGGGCCCUGGUGCCACUUCCUGGAUGACACCUAGACUCUGAGCACUUAUGAGUAGUAUCAUCAGCUGCACCUUGAUGUGGUCCCUAUUAAUAAGCCUUGAUAGAGACCAAACCAACCGAUGGUUCAUGAGUAGACUGGGUAAAAAGAAGGACCGGUAACAGAUAUUUAAUGAUGAUGGAAGACGAAGACCACUUUAAACAGUAUCGCAAGCAACUUUUCGAUUGACCCCCAGGAACAGUAUCAUCGGCGCUUUAAUUUGAUCCCCUGAAAAUAAGCCCUAGAAAUAUCUUUUUCUUUAUUAAAGGGAAAG
Molecule: messenger RNA, 1529 nt
Organism: Strongylocentrotus purpuratus (purple sea urchin)
Lineage: Eukaryota; Metazoa; Echinodermata; Echinoidea; Camarodonta; Strongylocentrotidae
Exons: 5
Coding region: 14-784 (256 amino acids)
Biological process (GO): translation
Cellular component (GO): mitochondrion; ribosome
Molecular function (GO): structural constituent of ribosome
Source: RefSeq, a predicted model, not a curated record